Molecule: messenger RNA, 870 nt
Organism: Perca flavescens (yellow perch)
Lineage: Eukaryota; Metazoa; Chordata; Actinopteri; Perciformes; Percidae
Product: myeloid-associated differentiation marker homolog
Exons: 2
Coding region: 1-870 (289 amino acids)
Cellular component (GO): membrane
Source: RefSeq, a predicted model, not a curated record
AUGGUUACGCUGGACUUCAGGACAUUAACGGUGCCGGUGGGCAUUGUGCGGAUACUGGAGGUGAUCUUCACCUGUAUAACCUUCAGCCUGGUGGCAUCAGUGGGACACAGUACUAACUCCUUCUGGACGUGGUGCAUGUUCACCUGGUGCUUCUGCUUCUGCGUCACCUUCCUCAUCAUCGUUCUGGAAUUCACCAGCCUCAGCGCUAAGUUGCCCAUCUCCUGGGAUGACUUCACUACUGCUUUUGCCAUGUUGGCUACUUUAAUGGUGCUGGCAGCAUCCAUCAUCUAUCCCAUCUUCUUCAUUAAGUUUUGCUCCAGCUGUGGCAAACAGAUUGCAGCCACUGUCCUUUCCUGUCUGACCUUCAUCCUGUACGCCGUUGAAGUCGGGCUGACCCGGGCUAAACCUGGUGAGAUCAGUGGAUUUCUGUCUACGGUCCCGGGCAUCCUUAAGGUUCUGGAGGCCUUCGUGGCCUGCAUCAUCUUCAUCUGCUUGGAUUACAACCAGUUCUCCAAGUAUCCAGGGCUCCAGUGGUGUGUUGCUGUCUACUGCAUUUGCUUCAUUUUUGCCGUCCUUGUCAUAAUUUUUACCAUCUGCCGCCUUCUGUCUCUUUUUCCCGCACCAUUUGACAAAGUCCUGACAGGCUGUAACGUGUUGGCCGUGUUGAUGUACAUCACAGCUGCAGUGGUCUGGCCAGUGUACAGCUUCAAGAAUAAUAGCAACAGGCCGAGCUACAGUUACUGCCCAGUGGGUUUAUGUUAUUGGGAUAAUUUACUGGUCAUCUCUUUCAUGACUUGUUUCAACCUUGCUGCUUACAUUGCGGAUACUGUUUAUUCUUUUAGGCUGGUGUUCUUCAUCAGAAGAACGUAG